UAUCACACAGUUCAGCUUCACGUCAGCGAAAGGAGGGAAAUCCGGGAUAAACAAUGAAAAACGGGGAAACAAUUUUCCGCUACAGUUUCAUAGCAUAGUGAAAAAUUUGCUUGGCGGUUUGCAUAACUUUGGUUUUGGAUUUUUUUGUGACGCGCCGCAAUCCAAUGAAAGCUCGCAAAGGGAAGCUGGGCUUGUGUAUGUAUGUGUGUGAGUGUGAAUGUGUGUGGAAAUGCCAAACUCACGUGCGCACUGUGUGUAGCGCUUUCCACGCUACACACAGAGCGAAAGACACACACACAAUGUUUGUUGUCCAACUGCUCUCGCGUGUGUGAGUCUGCCUGCCAAAGAAAAUCGAAGGGAAAAUGUCACCACAGGCCGUGUGAAAAGCCCUCGUCAGCCCUACAUCCCACCAAAACAGCUGUAGUGUUGUGUCGUCCGUGUGUGUGUGUGCGUGUAUAUGUGACCAGCUUGACUUGUUGUUUCCCGCACUCUCACCUCCUAUCCCACCGUCCAUCAAAAUAUUUGUUGUGAUGGAUUCCACCUUGCAGGAGCCAAAAAUUGUGAAAAACAUUGUGCAUGCGGGCACCAAGGUCGUCCCGUUUCGGGACGGUACGAAGGUAAAGUUUCACUAUCAGACGCGAAAAUGUGACGAGGCGCGGACGCUGAUCGACGACAGCCGGGCGCACGGCCAGAAACCGAUGGAGCUGGUGCUCGGCAAGAAGUUUAAGCUCGAGGUGUGGGAAUCGAUCGUGCAGCAGAUGGCCCUGCACGAGGUGGCCCGGUUCCGGUGCGACCGGUCGCUCGUCCAGCAGUACCCGUUCGUGUCGAAGACGAUCCGGGACGCGCAGAAGCCGCGCGAGGAGCGCAAGCACUGCUGCGGCAUGACGGUGCAGAACGAGGGCAUCGGCUACCGGGACCUGGACGAGCUGUUCACCCACCCGCAGGACCUGGAGUUCACGAUCGAGAUCCUGUCGAUCGAGAGCCCGGACGAGUACGAGAAGGAAUCGUGGCAGCUGAGCGACGACGAGAAGCGGGCACUGGUUGGUCGGCUGCGCGAACAGGGCAAUGCCGCGUACCGGGCGAACGAUCUGACCGCGGCCCGGGACGCUUACUCGUACGCGACCGGCAUCAUCGAGCAGCUGAUGCUCAAGGAAAAACCCGACGAACCGGAAUGGAUCGAGCUGGCCCAGAUGAAGGUGCCGCUGCUGCUGAACUACUCGCAGUGCAAGCUGCUCGAGCGGGACUACUACGCCGCGAUCGAGCACUGCACCGAGGCGCUCAAGUACGAUCCGCACUGCGUGAAGGCACUGUUCCGGCGGGGCAAGGCUCAUGCCGGGGCGUGGAACUUCGACCGGGCCCGGGCCGACUUCGAGCGGGCGGCCGAGCUGGACUCGGGCCUGCAAACCGCCGUCGGCAAAGAGCUGGCCAAGCUGCAGGAGCAGCAGCGGCUGCGGGACGUCGAGGACCGGCUCAAGUAUCAGAAGCUUUUUUAGUUCUUUUUUUUGUUUUUUUUUUAGGGAAAGGAGAGAGGUUUUUCUUUUGGGGAUUUUUGUGUUUGUUUCCAGGUACUGGUUGCGAAUUAAGGUUUAGAGUGCAUUCCUUGCAGGGAGGGUCAACCUCGAUAGGUCGGAGGCAUUACGUGCAAAAGCCCCUCAAGUGUUUUGUUUGUUACUUCAGUUUUUGAGUAUUUGUUACACGUUUUCCUCCGCUUUCCCGGUUAGUUUAGGAACUGUGGUUCCAUUCUCUACUAACAUUUAGCCUCACUGGCUGGCAAUCGAAUGCGCCUUUUCUACGUAGAGCUUUUUAAAUGUGUCUGUGUAAUUGUUUGAUUUGUUUAGAUUAAAUCUUCGCUUCCUCUUGCUUAUGAAAAGCGUACGGGCAUACUUGGAGUGGAAAAUGAAGUCACAAACAAAAAAACAUUUAUUUCCCACAAAAAAAGUCAAGCAUGUUCAAACACAGUUUUGGGUGUUGCACGGUUCCGGUUGAGGUGUCACGCGGUCGUCUUUAGGUUAAGGCACCGUAGACUUAAGCGUCAAUAUCAUAUUUAGUAGCUGUAUGCACACAGUAUGCUUAUUACUCACACCACUCAGUGUCUUUCUCAGCUCGGUGUUGGUAGUUUCCAAAGGGUACUUUUUGUCUAUUCGCUCGAUGUACAUUUCCAAGAAGAAUAUCCUUUUCCUCCCAAAUUGUUAGAUAGGUAAUUGUGCCAUUAGCAAAACAAAAACUCAGUAAACUGCUAGGAUGUAUGGAGGGUAGGAGAGUAAUCAAUCGGCAACCAAAAUAAGAGUUUCACGCCGCAAAAAAAAACACGAGUCAAAAUAUAUAUUCUAUUGAACCAAGCGCUAUUAGUAAAAUUUCAGAAAA
This is a messenger RNA of Anopheles coluzzii, 2364 nucleotides long. Its product is annotated as AH receptor-interacting protein. The transcript is spliced from 4 exons. Lineage: Eukaryota; Metazoa; Arthropoda; Insecta; Diptera; Culicidae. The record is from RefSeq and is a predicted model, not a curated record. Bases 531 to 1493 code for a protein of 320 amino acids. Gene Ontology annotation, molecular function: protein binding; peptidyl-prolyl cis-trans isomerase activity.